Messenger RNA from Trichoplax adhaerens, 2316 nucleotides. RefSeq lists its product as uncharacterized. The record is from RefSeq and is a predicted model, not a curated record. The coding region runs from base 1 to 2316 and encodes 771 amino acids. Gene Ontology annotation, cellular component: extracellular region. NCBI's taxonomy places the organism in Eukaryota, Metazoa, Placozoa, Uniplacotomia, Trichoplacea, Trichoplacidae. The transcript has 9 exons.
AUGCCAUUUGGUUUUGGUAAAAAAUCGAACAAAAAGAAAGAUAAAGUGCAAGUAUUCCAUAAAGAAGUUCUUGCUGUCCAUAAUGAGCUACGAGCAAAUCAUGCAGCACCUGCUCUUAAAUGGUCUGAGAAAUGUGCACGAUCAGCCCAAGUAUGGGCUGAUCAAUUAGCCAAAAUGGGACGUUUACAACACAAAGUGGAAGACAACAUGGGCCAAAAUUUAGCCUUUGUAUACAGCUCAGAUGGUAAAAAUGUUACUGGUGAACAAAUUGUCAAUAUGUGGUAUGAUGAAAUUAAGGACUACAACUUCAAGAAUGCUACAUUUUCAUCGGGUACUGGCCAUUUUACUCAAGUGGUUUGGGUUGGAAGCAAAGAAGUUGGUGUUGGUAUUAGUUCAACACCCGAUGGCAAAGUAUUUGUUGUUGCUAAUUACUUGCCAGCAGGGAACAUGAUGGGGCAAUUCGCUGAAAAUGUUAAUCCUCCUCAAUCAGCACAUGGUGGUCAAGGUCGUAGCAAAAGUAAAUUCAGCAAGGGAAAACAACCGUCAGCGUCAUCAUCAUCCGAUACUGGAGCAGGAGCUAAAUCAAAAGAUCCCAAGAGAAGAGCUAGUGUUCGUUGUGUUGCUAACGCCAAUUUGACUGAAUUUCAGUCAGAAAUGUUGAUUGUCCACAAUGAAAUGCGAGAAAGACAUCGCUCAUCGGCGCUAAAAUGGUCUGAUUCUUGUGCUACAAGUGCUCAAGAAUGGGCUGAUCAAUUAGCAAGAAUGGGUAAACUACAACAUAAAACCGAAGGCGAUAUGGGUCAGAAUUUAGCCUAUAUGAAAACAUCGUUGGGAAAUCAAGGAGAUAUCAAAGCAGAAGAGAUUGCCAACAUGUGGUACAACGAAGUGAAAGACUAUAAUUAUAAAAAGGCAGAAUUUCAACCUUCAACUGGCCAUUUUACUCAACUAGUCUGGGCAGAGACGGAAUUUGUUGGUGUAGGCAUAGCUUCUACUGCUGACGGUAGAGUAUUUAUUGUGGCUAAUUAUUCUCCAGCUGGCAAUGUACAAGGUAAAUAUGGCAUUAAUGUGAAAAAACCGCGUGGUAAAUCGAAAUUCAAAAAGCUGUUUGCAAGAAAAAAUAAAGGAACUAAUGUUACAGGUAUUACCUCACAAAAUGAUGGCGCUUCAGCAAAAUCGAAACGAAAAGGCCGUAAAGCCAAGGCAACUUCAAGAGGCAUAGCUAACGAAAAUUUAUCGCCAUUCCUAUCCGAUGUCUUGAUGGCUCAUAAUGACUUCCGUAGUAAACAUGGAGCUCAGCCUCUAGGAUGGUCAUCGCGUUGUGCAGACACAGCCCAAGCUUGGGCAGAUCAGUUGGUAAAAAUGGGUAGAUUGCAGCAUAAGAAGGAAGAUAACAUGGGGCAAAAUUUAGCUUAUAAAUUUACCUCUAACCCUGAUUCAGUUACGGGCCAAGAAAUGGUUCAGAUGUGGUAUGAUGAAAUUAAAAACUAUAACUUUAAAGCCGCAAAAUUUGGUAUGAAUACUGGCCAUUUUACGCAAUUGGUUUGGGCAGAUACGGUCGAAAUGGGAGCUGGUGUGGCACAGUCAGCAGAUGGCCAGAUUUACCUUGUUGCUAAUUAUUCGCCACCUGGCAAUGUAAUGGGGAAAUUUAAAGAAAACGUUUACCCAGUAGGGACUAAAAAUCCUAAGAAGUUUAAGAAAUCCCUUGCAAAAAAGGCUGCUAAUUCUGUUCGAGAUAAAGCAAGAAGAAAACCAGCUCCUUCCAUUCCUUUGAUAGUUUGCAAUUUGAUCACAUCCACUAUCGAGGUCGCCUACCGUGUGAUUUCACCUAGACUUCAUAAUCAAUUUCUAAUAGGUGCAAUUAAUGAGAAGAAACUUGGCAGUUUCAAAGAUGUCAGUCUUGAUGCACAUAAUAACUACAGAGCUAAGCAUGGAGCUCCACCAUUAAAAUGGUCAAAGGAAUGCACUACACAUGCUAAAAAAUGGGCAGAUUAUCUAGCCAAAAAUAAGAAAUUUGAACACAGCCACCAAAAAGGCUUCGGGGAAAAUUUAGCAUGUUUUAUGGGUUCCGCUCAAAAAGAAAUUACCGGACAUGAAGCGGUCGAUAUGUGGUAUGAUGAAAUUAAAGAUUACAAUUUCCGCCGCGCAACCUUUACCCCGGGUACUGGCCAUUUUACACAAGUGGUUUGGCGUGAAACUACCGAAGUUGGUGUUGCAAUGGCCAAAGGUAAAAAUAAUUAUACCGUAGUGGUGGCAAACUAUAAACCUGCAGGCAAUAUGAUGGGUAAAUUUAAAGAAAAUGUUUUACCUCCUAACUAA